Messenger RNA from Malassezia globosa CBS 7966, 927 nucleotides. RefSeq lists its product as uncharacterized. Gene Ontology annotation, biological process: mitochondrial electron transport, ubiquinol to cytochrome c. Gene Ontology annotation, cellular component: membrane. Gene Ontology annotation, molecular function: 2 iron, 2 sulfur cluster binding; quinol-cytochrome-c reductase activity. The record is from RefSeq and is a predicted model, not a curated record. Bases 1 to 927 code for a protein of 308 amino acids. The transcript has 5 exons. NCBI's taxonomy places the organism in Eukaryota, Fungi, Basidiomycota, Malasseziomycetes, Malasseziales, Malasseziaceae.
AUGGGCAUUUUGUCAACUCCGAUUUCCACACACAUUCGGCCAUCCUCCUUGGCUUCUGUGAAUCCGCGAGUUGCCAUGUCUGCCCCUUUUUGCCGGAACCUGAUGUCGCGCCGGGCAAUCAAUGUUGCUCCGACGGUGAAACAAGUCGCUAACGGCACACCCAUUGUACCAGGUCUGAACCUGCGCGUCGCUGCGCCUUCAGACUCCCAUGGACAUGACCACGGCCACUCAGGUCCCCGUUCUGACAUGGGCACCAUGCCUUCCUGGACUUCCAAGUCUCUGUUCCGCCGUCACUCGCUCCUUUCUCGCAUGGCUGUCAAUGCCAAUGUCACUGGCACUGGCACGCAGGUUCGUGGUUUCUCUUCCUCAGCCCGUUUUCUUCAGGCGCCAGACUUUAGCGAGACCCGUGUGAAGAACCCCGAAGUGCACCGCGCUUUCUCCUACUUUAUGAUCGGCACCUUUGGUGCUGUGUCGGCAGCCAGUGCCCGCUCGACAGUCACAAAUUUCCUUUCGACUAUGAGUGCCUCUAGCGAUGUGCUUGCCCUUGCUAAGGUUGAGGUCGACAUGUCUAACAUUCCUGAGGGUAAGAACGCUAUUAUUAAGUGGCGUGGCAAGCCUGUAUUUGUGCGCCACCGCACCCAAGCCGAGAUUGAUGAAGCCAACCAAGUUGAUAUGAGCUCGCUGCGUGAUCCAGAGGCGGACUCUGAUCGCGCAAAGCGUCCCGAGUGGCUCGUUAUGCUUGGUGUGUGCACUCACCUUGGUUGUGUUCCAAUUGGCGAGGCUGGUGAGUACGGUGGCUGGUUCUGCCCGUGCCACGGUAGCCAUUACGAUAUUAGCGGUCGUAUUCGCAAGGGUCCUGCUCCUCUGAAUCUCGAAGUGCCUGAGUACGACUUCAAUGACAGCGAGAACAAGCUUAUUAUCGGUUAA